AGUGUUCGGCUGGGGCAGGCACGCUGUGGCUGGCUACUUGCCUUCCUUCCAUCCCCUUUGGGCCGAACGGGAUCGGUGCUUCCGGUGAGACGCCUCCCCAUGCACAUCACUCCCAGGUGCCCUAGGGGGCACAUUUCCCACAACUCCCAGAGGGCAGGUUUCUAGAAAGUGCCACCAGUGGGGAGGCGCCACAACUUCACUGCCAUUUUGUGAGGUGCCGCCAUCUCUCCUCCAGCAAGGUCAGGACUUCAGGACUGAAACAAUGACCGAUAAAACAGAGAAGGUGGCUGUAGAUCCUGAAACCGUGUUUAAACGUCCCAGGGAAUGUGACAGUCCUUCGUAUCAGAAAAGGCAGAAGAUGGCCCUGUUGGCAAGGAAACAAGGAGCAGGAGACAGUCUUACUGCAGGCUCUGCCAUGUCCAAAGGAAAGAAGCUUAUGGCAGGAGAUGCUAUUCCACCCAGCCAAUUGGAUUCUCAGAUUGAUGACGUCACUGGUUUCGGCAAAGAUGGGACGAUGCAGAAACCUGGUAGCAAGGCACCUGUGGGAGGAAACAUUACUAGCAGUUUCUCUGGAGAUGACCUAGAAGGCAGAGAAACAGUCCCUUUUCCUAAAAGCCAAGAAGAAAUUAAUGCUGAUAUAAAACAUCAAGUAGUGAAGGAAAUCCGAUGCAUUGGACAAAAAUAUGAAAAAAUCUUCAAAAUGCUUGAAGGAGUGCAAGGACCUACUGAAGUCAGGAAGCGACUUUUUGAAUCCAUCAUCAAGGAAGCAGCAAGAUGUAUGAGAGGAGACUUCGUUAAGCACCUUAAGAAGAAACUGAAACGUAUGAUUUGAGAAUACUUGUCCCUGGAGGAUUAUCACACACCAAGUGCAUAAUCUCAUUAAUGAUUGAGGAGAGAAAAGGAUCAGAUCGCUGUUUUCUACAACGGAGCAGGAUAUUGCUGAAGUCUCCUGGCAUGUGUUACCGAAUCAAAUGGCCUUCCAGAGGCUAAGAAAUUUCUGUUAGUAAAAGAUGUUUUUAUUUGAAAGGAUAACUUGUGUUUUGGUUAUUUUGUAUUCCCACCUGUGCUGGUAGAUAUUAUUAACCCAUUAGGUAAAUACUAUUACAGUCGUGGUUUCUGCAGCAGCUCACAUUGUUGUAGCUGGUAUUUGUAACUACCUUCUUUCACUACCCAUUUCGCAUUCCCUUUGCCCCAAGAUAGCAUGUCAGUUGGUCAUGAUGCUUGGCCUGGCAGGAUGACUCAAACCUUCAUUACGGAAGAGUCUGAACCAUUAGAUGUCCUGCCUGGAUGGGGUUGCUGUGAUUUUCCGUUAACUCUAAUCG
Messenger RNA from Nomascus leucogenys (northern white-cheeked gibbon), 1322 nucleotides. Its product is annotated as cancer/testis antigen family 45 member A5. The transcript has 5 exons. The coding region runs from base 263 to 832 and encodes 189 amino acids. The record is from RefSeq and is a predicted model, not a curated record. NCBI's taxonomy places the organism in Eukaryota, Metazoa, Chordata, Mammalia, Primates, Hylobatidae. Gene Ontology annotation, biological process: snRNA 3'-end processing. Gene Ontology annotation, cellular component: integrator complex.